Molecule: messenger RNA, 15670 nt
Organism: Pomacea canaliculata
Lineage: Eukaryota; Metazoa; Mollusca; Gastropoda; Architaenioglossa; Ampullariidae
Exons: 69
Coding region: 1534-12423 (3629 amino acids)
Molecular function (GO): protein binding
Source: RefSeq, a predicted model, not a curated record
CAUUGAACCAGCGCGCUCUCAGUUCGGAAUGCUGGUCUCAGAGGCAGUUGCACACACUGCAUAUUCUUCAAACCCUUUCUGCGGCCUGACAAGUUUUAUGAGCGAGAAAUAGCUUUCCGACCCGACAGGACAAUAUUCGUGCGGUUGCAAUAAGUUGAGAUCGAAGAUUACUGAGAUUUAUAUGAUGUCGAAAACUUCCUCUACUCUCUUUCCCUUUUACCACUCAAUCGGGUGGAGUCCCCGUGUGGAGUAAGUGUGAGGUGUUGAGCUUGAAGAAUUUCAAAGUCUGUUUCAACAGUUAUUUGCGUUUUAAAGCAAACUGGUUUUUUUUUUUUGGUUUUUUUUUUUUUUUUUGGCACUUGUAAUUCAGCCUACUCCCCCUCUGCCCCACCCUCGACAGCAACCAUUUGCCUUUUUUUCACCCCCUUUGUAUGGUCCCUCACGAUCAAAGUUUGUUGUUAAACACGUUCACAUUUUGCAGUAUUGAUUCGCAACUACGCUAGAGGCGAUGUGUUCACUCUGUCUGCCCUGGUUACUUUUGUUUGUUGAAAUAGCGGCACUUUGGUCUUUUGAUUCGUUCGUUGGUUCGCUCGUACCCUCGUACGUGGUCCUUCCAGGGACUGAUGCAUUCUCUGAUAAAUUCAAGCGUAGAGUGCAGACGCUGUUGUGGCAGGCCGCUUAGAUAAAUGGUGACGAUUAAGGCAUGCCAGGUAAGAGAGAUUGUUGAUAUGAAAUAGUGUAGCCGGAUACAACUGUUAAGGUGGAGACAUGUUAGCGAUAUGUUGAAGGAAGAAAUAUUACUGAUUGUCCCUGGGUUUCACGAGGGCUGGAGUGAGAGGUGAGUGAAAUAGAAAGCGAAUUAAAUAAGCUUCGAGUAACACCUCACAGCCACCUUUUGACCUCAGACUCGUAUAUCACUCGGACCCCAUGGAAACAAACGGUGCCGUUCACCCUCAUGUCGGUCUGUCGAGCGGCAGUCGAGAGAUAAAGAGGUAGCUGGCACCCGGGAACCACCGUCUACCCUACCCUGGUUAUGGUCGGUUAUGGUCAGCUUGCCUGAUAGUCCCCCAGUCUCCCCCCUCCCCUCGUCGGUUAAGAUAGACUAGAAACGUGACGUCAUCUUGGUAUUAACUAAAGGCGUCUGCAGAUAAACAAACGACCAGGCGAACCUUUCCCCUCACGUCCUCGUGCCCAUCGUCGUCACGGAGAAGUGACAGUUUAGAACAGUUGCAGCUGCGCAGAAGAGAAGUGGCGAUUUGUCGCGGCAGUUGCAGUCUUGUCGCCCGUCUCCACCACCACCACCAACACCAGCGACCGCCACUGCGGCUGCCGUGGAGAGUUCGAACAUGAGACGCACAGCGACAAGGCCGCGACUGACGUGUUUGCAGUUAGCGACGCAAACAAAAGGUUGAUCGGUGAAAGGCCGGGUGGCUUUGUCUCGCGGGGCUGGAAUGCAUGUCGUCUGAUUACUAUUCUGUGGUGGUCAGGACAGACACUGUCAACAUACCAUACACAGCUACCGACUGAAAGAGCAUGGAGGGGCCAAAAGGAGCACACAUUGUAAGGCAUAAUGAUGAGGGAGAUUCAUCACAAGAUGCAAGUGCAGAAAAUUCAUAUGAGAGCAGAUGGCAUGAUUCGGACAUCUCCAGAGCAGCACUAGAUGACUCCAAGAAUGGUGAGGCAUCUUCACUUAAGCUACUCAACAGACUCAUUCAGGAAGAUAUUGAGGAAGAAAAUAAUAUUGUUGAACAGUUAGAAGAGGAGCUUGUGAGUGGCUCAGAAGAGUCUAGUGAACUCGAUCUAGAAAAGGAAGCUAAGAGUGCAGAGAAUCUGUCUGACAAUUUUUACAAUGACGAUUUCGCUGCUCUUAAGCAGGCAAGUGCAGAUUUAGUGCGCCAGGUGCUUGAUGAAGCUGUGAAGAUAGUCUCCGAGCAUGGUGCAGAAGCAGCUGAGACAGCAGCAAGAGAUUUUGCUGAAGAUGAAGUUUUAGAGGAGAGGGAGAGAGAUAGUAGUGACAAUGCAGGAGCUACCGGGAGACAAGACUUACCCCAGCAGCAUAACCACCAGCCAUCUGAUCUCAAAACUGUUUCUUCAGAUCAGCAUCUUGAGGAAGUAGCUACUCAAGGACAUAUUGGACCCGAUUCUAAAACUGAACAUGAACAGUUAUGUGAGGAGUUAGGAGAAAACUCCUCUCAAUCUAAUGUUGACCAAGUUUCAGUAAACAACAGUGAACAGUUAGUGUUGAUAACACCGUCCAGUUUUGAGAUGGGGGCUGCUGCAUCUACACAAGGUGAGAUAGAGGUACCAGAUCCUCGCUUUGCUGCUCAGUCAACAGCAGCCAUGUCCACAAUUAGUGGAGGACGAGGACAGUCGCUUCCUCAGUCACCAACAAAUGCAAAGAGCUCAUCUCGCAUGUCUAGCAGCAUGAAAUCAUCUGGCCACAUGUCAAAGGCAUCCCGAUCAAAUGAAGGGUAUGAAGAUGCUGAAGUGAGAAUUUCCCAAGAUGGCUUCAGCCAGCAAGAAGUCAGCAUAAUGGAAGGACAGGUCGUGCGAUUUGUGGCUGACAGGUCUUGCUCCAACAACGUAACAAUCCUACAGGUGAUCCAUGACGGGGAAGAGCUUAGGCCAGUGAUUGGUGGAUUUCAAGCAGCCCUGGAUGACCAACAGGGUGUUUUCCAACAGCAGCUGAAUCUUGAAGGAGAUUACAAGUUUGCCUUGUCGGGCAUCCGUUGUACACCUCUGAUGGUUAAGGUCCGUCGGCGAACAGACCUGACUGUGGAAGUCACCGAUGAGGGAUUUAUGCCUACAAUAAUGUACAUUGACCAGGGCACAUCUGUCAAGUGGUCAUGGAAACAAACAGUUGUGCCACACACUGUGACUGAGAUGACAUACGUGGAGGAGAAAGGCUGUCUUUGUCGGCAUUCCUCUAAUCAAGGGCUUUUUGCAACAUCCACAGGAACACACAGACAGACAUUCAACCGUCCGGGAUUACACUACUUCCGAACAGAAGGUUCAGAACCUGGCAAGACACACUUAUGUGUUGUAUGUGUGCAGUCAUCUCCAAGAGAAUACAAAGUGGAGGUCUUAGAUCGGUCUUUCCAGCCAAUGAUUUUGCUGAUAGAAGAAGGUGAUCGGGUGUGGUUUUCUUGGGAUCGUCUCAAGUGUAAGAAGACUCAUAGUGUGUAUCAGAUAGAGCCUCCUUCCUUGGAUCACAAUGAAGAAGAUCCAUAUGAACCAACACGUGAUGGAUUCAAAUGGGCCACACCAAGCAAGCAGGGCCUGAUGUGUCAUCGCUUCGACAAGACUGGAGUCUUUUACUUCUCGGACCAGAAUUUUGAGGAAGCUGCAGAGUACAUUGGUACAAUCAUUGUGAAGCCAAAGCAGCGAGAGCACAUCAUAAAGGUUCAGAAGGACAGCUUUGAGCCAGAGCUGCUUCGUGCAGUGGUGGGAGAUCGAGUAUGGUGGACAUGGGAUGGUCAAGCCACUGUUGAUGCUGAAGAAAAUAUCUUGCUUCUAGAAGAAGACAAAGUCCUGACUUCCAAUUCUCGCAAAAGUACAAGUGGAGAACAGUCAGAGCAUUUCCAAGACUUGGAUACUUCAGGUGUGCGUCUCUUGUCUCGAGUUGGUGCUGCAACUGUUUAUUUCUCAGUUGUUGGUACCUACACCUACCGCAUCUCAAACGCAGUAGAUGGUUUCAGCUCUUGUUCCAUCCUUGUGAACCCAGGAUCUAAGAAUCACACAAUUCACCUGACUGACAACGGAUUUGAGCCAAAGGUGAUGACUGUACACUGCAACGACCGUGUCUGGUGGGUGUGGCAGAGCGGAAAAAAGCAGCACAACAUUAUACAGGUGUCUCACCGAGGAUUGCCCAUACCAGGAGGCUAUUGCAGUGGCCAGGCACGGGACAGUCCCUCAGCCUUUGUACACCAGUUUUGCACACCUGGUGUCUUCUACUUUAUGAGCAAGAGUUUGCCAGAAAUGUUUGGGGCUGUUGUUGUUUCCACAAGACCUCAGUUUGUAAAAGGAGUGGUACAUGAAGUGAUGGUUAAAGAGUCAGAAAUCCGUCCUGACCCUGUCUGUGUUCAGCUGAAUGAUGUCGUUGCCUGGUUAUUUGGGUCGCCUCGACAAUAUGAUGUAACCCUCGUGGAAACUGUUGACCAGGUGCUGGAUGUGGGCUCCAACAAGGCUUUGACACCCCGGCGGUGCUUUGCUAAAGUCAUCAGUCAAACUGGCACCCUCCAUUUCAAGAGCUUGUCGUUCCAGAAAAAGAAGGAAGCAAAUUUUAUGGACGAGACCAGGCUAAGCAGUGUUGUCUGUGAUGAACGUCGUGACAGUGUCACCGUGCAAGUGGACAAAAAAGGGUUCCACCCAUCAACUGUAUGUCUUCAGAAGGGUCAGAGUUUAAUGUGGAGCUGGAAAGGAACAGAAGAAGAACACAACAUCAUUCAUGUGACAGAUCCAUGCAGUGCUACUCCUCUGAACAUGAUCAAAGGGCCACGGGCCUUCAACAGUGGGCGUCCCCUCCCCAAUGACAGUUUUCUUUAUACCUUUGAUGAGGAUGGAAAUUAUACUGUCAUAUCUCAGGGUGCACCAGGCUUUUCCUGCACUGUCAAUGUCAUGGAAGUUGCACCAAGAACAAGGGACCCAUGCAUCUCAUCAGAGCAAAUUGGUGGAACUGUGGAAAGGUACAGCAAGAUGUACCUGGCCUGUGACACACCGGAUGCUAAGAUCUACUACACUUUAGAUGGAUCUGUACCCAACACAAGCUCUAGGGUUUACAACCCCGAGAGAGGAGUAAGGCUACGGGAGUCUGGUUUCCACUUUGUCAGAGCAAUUGCUGUUGCAGACCAACAUCUGCAGAGUCAUAUCUUCACAUCCAAGAGAUUCUGGGUCCUCAGCAAGGGUGAUAUAGAGCACCUGACAGAUGACAGUGGCGUGUCAGAUGAAGAGUCUGCUGCCCCUAAACAGACUAAGUCCUGGGACUGGCUGAAGUGCAAGCCAACCAUCAAAGGCUGCUUCACCUCACCAGGUGUUCUGGAGGUUUUCUGGGAACCACCUGUGGAAGGAGUGCAGAAAGAGAUUAAAGCUUAUCAGAUUUUAUUAAAUGGAGUAAGCUACUGCAAAAAGUUCCCUAGCUCCAAUAACAGUGUGAAGCUUGUUGGAUUAGCAGGAGGCCGAAACUACAGUGCCUGUGUACAAGUUUUUCCCACUGACAGCAACAAUCAGAUUCUGGAAUCCAACAUCUUGCAAAUGAUUUCCCCUAAAACUGUGCAGUCUGGAGGACCACUGAUCUCCCUGGAAACAAUCAGUGACCCAAAGACAUUGUGCUUAGUCUGGAUGUCUAUCAGUUCUAAUGAAGUUCCCAUUACUGGUUAUCUGGUUUACCUUAAUGACCAGCAGUGUGGACCCAAGCUUAUUCCUGAUGAAGAUUCCAAUCGGUGCAAAGUUGUCAUCAGUGGGUGUGAUCUUGGAAUUGAGUACAAGUUGUUUGUUCAUGCCCUUGUGGCAGAUUCUGAUGAGACACGAAUGUCCAACAUACUGGUGGUGCAACUUCCCCUUGACACAUCCAGCAUCACCCUCCCCCCUCCUGAGCAGCGUGUGAUGGAGCAGGAGGAGGCCUACCUGGAGUAUAUUGAAGUUCUUGAAGGCUCUGGCUACUUACCUGAGAUGGAUGACAAAAGUUUGAUGUCUUCUGAGGAAUCCCAGUCUGAAAUCAGUACAGGAUCAGAGAGCGAAUCUGAAAAAGGUUCUGCAUCUGAGUCAGAAAUGGAGCUUCCACGAGAGAGGCAGCUGAAGCAGCAAGAUGCCAAACAGCAGGGACAGGCUGUAGACAAUGUGGUUGAUGGGGGAACUGCUGAGCCAGUGGCCAAGGAGAAUAACGUAGAUACAGAGAGAGUAGAGCUGGUCCCAUGUGAAGACGUCCAGCCUGUGUUAUCCAAGAGAGCAGCAGACAAACAUGCUGAAGAGGAAACUUCAGGUUCUGAGUCUGCAGCUUCCUCAGACCUUGAAUCAGAUGCAGAAGAGCAGUCUGCUGGUGGGCAUGUUGUUAUUCUGGAUGCUUCAAAGAAUGAGGCGACAGACACUAGGGAAAACCUGCAGCAGCAACGAGGCCAGCGAGCACUGGACAAGGGCAAGGAUGCUAUUGGAGUUACCGAUGAAGACAGCAAAGAAAAGAGAAGGAAGGAACCUAAGGCUGCAGCAAUGAUUAAAGUUCUGAAGGAAGUGGACCCACCUAAAAAUGAGAAUAUGCUCACAGAGGAUGGCUUGGAGAAAUCCAAACUAGCUGUGACGCCUUCAGACGUAAACAUGAUGUCAGUCCGAGAAGGAGAGAUGGUCCAGGGCUCCUGUGAUGGUUUACUUCCUGCCCCCUCCAUAAUGGCCACCACUAAGGGCAGACACAGUGUACGCAUAGCUUGGGAGUUGCCUAGACAACCUGACAACGAUUAUAAGCUUCUUCUGUAUGUGGUGAAUGUCGUGGGCACUAAAUUCUCCACUGAAAUCAACAGCGACAUCAGCUAUGAAUGCAACCUGGUCGAAAAAGGAAAGUCAGUGAGAGGUGUGCAACAUUGCUGGAACAUACAAGACAAGGAGCUCUGCUUGGUCAGGGGGCUGCAACCAGGUUUAACGUACAGGAUCUAUGUCAUCGCCCACUAUUCCAUGGUACAUGGCAACAAGCCUUGUGAGAUCCAAACCACCUCCUCAGUGUUGUACUACACCACAGUAGGCCCACCCAAAGCUCCACGGAUGCGCAUUAUUAAAGUAGAUAUGUAUCAAGCAUGCAUAGCUUGGGAACCUCCUGAAAUGCAUGAAAAUGCUCGCCUAAAAGGGUACCAAAUCAAUGUAGAUGGCAAACCCUUGGGUGGGCUGCGAAACCCAGACAUACAGAAGAUGGUCAUCAACAACAUUUCCCCUGGAAGAACCAUCAGCAUCAAUGUCAUAGCAGUCAUGACACUGGCAGCACAAGAAAGUGCACCUUCAAAAACUGUUUACAUCACCUGUCCCUACAGACCUCCAGUGCCUUGCAUUGCUCAGCAGCCCUCCUAUAAGACAGGGUGCGUGCUCAUUGCAUGGGACAAACCUCUGGGCCAGCCAGCAUCAACUCAAGAGGCGAUUUCUUCAUAUGCCAUAUAUGUAGAUGGUCAGUGGCAUGGAGAGGUCAAAGCCAAUCGUAUUGGUGACAAUCAAGGUUAUCAGUUUUUCCUGACUGACCUGGAGCCUGAACAAAGUUAUGACAUUGCAGUGAAGGCAGUAGCUGGUGAUCGGCAUUUAGACCCAGAUGAACAACAUAUUUACUGCUUGUGUGAGAGUGCCCCAUCUAACAUUGUGCCAGUCAUGGCACCAGCAGCACCCAAGUCGCCCAAGCUGCGCCUGGAAGGACUUCACCCUAAUGGCAUUGACGUCACCUGGCAGACACCUCAACAAUCAGGCGAUGCACACAUCUCAGGCUACCAGAUGCUGAGGAAUGGGAAGUUAUAUGGCUCCAUCAUCCCACCAGAUGUCAACAGUCUACGCAUCAGAGAUGUCUCGCUGGGUGAGAAAAUAACUCUGCAGCUCAUUGCUUUGACAGAGCACCCAGUAGGAAAGGGAGAUUACCGCACUGCUAGUGGGAGUGUCAUUGGUGACAAGGACUCUGGAAUCAGUGGUUCCAUCACGCAGCCAGAUGAACGACCUACGGCUUCUCCAGGAAGAGAGACACAAAAAAUUAUUACCUUCACUCACCAUAUGCAUGCCCGUGACUGGCCUACCAAUGAUUUGGCAGAUGUUUUUGCUGGUGACCGGUAUUCAGGAUGUAAGCCAGGCCCAAAGCUGAUUGUGCACUACACUGGAUUAGUGUGCCCACCAUCCGAGGUGUGGUGUGAGCAGGUCACAGGCCACUCUGCUCUCAUUGUGUGGAAGAAAGUUGAAGAUGCCAAAGCUCACUUCGUGCCAGCUGAUAGCUAUCAGGUAACAUGGUGGCCAGGAGGACAUCCUGAAGACGAUAUCAACAGUGACAGCACUACAGAUGACCACCUGUUGAUCACCAGCCUCCGGCCUGCCACAGUCUACACAGUAGUGGUAGAAGCCCGCAAGACUGAGAAGUAUACAGACAUGGAUGAAGGCGUGUCUGGUGCUGAAACACCUGACGGCUUGAAUGCGUUCAUCCUCUCCUCAAAAUCUGAGCACUUAACUGUGAAGACAGCAAGUCCACCAGACCCUCCCCGCAAUGUGGGUGUCACAGCAACCACCUGCAGUGCUCUCAGUGUGGCUUGGGAUCCCCCACAGGAGCAUGGGUCAGAGAUUAUUGCCCUCCGCAUAGAGUGCAUUUCGCUCAACUCUCAGGAUCCUCAUCAUGUAACAGUUGAUGCCAUGCCAGAUGCCACAUCAUCAGACAUAACUGGACUGCAUGAGAAGACUGAUUACUUAGUUCGUGUCAUUGCUGUCACGGAUGAGUACUUUGACCGUCUACCUGAUAAACAUAGACAUAAAAAGCUGAGGGCUAUUCCACGUGACGUGUUGGUGCCACAGGAAGAGUCUCAGUGGUUGCCGAGUGUAAACAUUGUUGCCAAAACAGCAGGCACGGAGGCACCAGCCAAUCUACGGUUGACCCAGUCCUCAGCCACAUCAAUCACACUUUCGUGGACCCCACCUUUAGUGUACGGCUCUAACAAGUUGAUGAGUCAGAUUGUGAGAUGGAGGGAUGUGCGGAGAACAAAACCUUCAGACCCUGAGGAUCUGAUUGUCGCUUCCCAUGUCAGUCUGCUGCCUACUGAGGACAAACUCACCAUCAGUGAUCUUGUACCAGGCUCUCAGUAUGAGGUGGUGAUUGAGGCUAUUGUGAGCCUGAAGACUUCAUUAAACCCAGACCAAUGGGAUGCAGGGAUCGAGAAAUAUCGCCGCACAGCUCAUGUCAUGUCCAAGCCAUUGACUGUUUGGACACGAGCACCAAUAGAUCCUCCAAGAGUUCUUGUGGUUUCCUACGACCAAAACACUGCAAACUUGUACUGGGAGAAGCCCUUAUUGAUGUCCACCCUUGGCAAGGAUGCAGAUGGCAAUCCACGCUACCUACGCAGAUACCUGGAAGGCUACAGGCUAGAAAUCAACGGCAAGCUCCAGAGCUGCCUUGGACCUUCAGCUCAGACAUGCACACUGACCAAAUGCAAAGCUGGUAAAACCUACCAUGUUGUUCUUGUGGCCAUGACCUGCACAGAAGACAGACAUCGGGAGCGUCGGGAGAAGUUCAAAGGGUAUUUCAAGACAGCAGCACCACAGAGUGCAGAUUAUGCUAGUCUUUUGGAAGACAACUUACUCGAUCAAGCACCCUCAGAACCUGUUGAUGUUGCCCUUCCCAAACCUCAAGAGGGGUUCUUAGAGACACUGGAAGCUCGCUUUAUCCACCAGGAGGAGCGGGAUAGUCAUACUUUUGGAGACAUUGAGGUUUCUUGGACGGUACAGGGGAGUGGCAGCCUUCUAAAGCAAUUUUCUAUCAUCUGGUUUUCAUCAGAAGAUCGCGUUAUUCAGACAAAAUAUGUUGGACCAGAGAAGCGAAGAUGCACGAUUCCUGUAAAACACCUCAAGACAACCUACCACAUUACUGUAGAGCCAUGCUACUACAGUGAUGUGUUACCACAGCAGCCACAAGGCAUACAGAUCAUGGUGCCAGGACCACCUGAUCCCCCAGAAAUUUUCCUGCGUUCUCAGUCUGAUGAGGAGUUGGUAAUCGAGUGGGGAGAACCCCGGUGCUAUGGAGGUGUCAAGGUCAAAGGUUACCAGGUGUACAUGAACGACAAGAAGAUUGGCAAUGAACUGAGUAGUGCUCACAGAAAGGCUGUCAUUCCUUGUCGAAUGAAUAAAACCUAUCGCAUAAACCUAGUUGCUUUGAGCGCCACAGCAGACUUUGAUGACUCUGCAAAGUCCAACACUCUAGUCAUCAGCAACAGCAAGGGGCCAGGCAGCAUCACUUUGGAUGAGCACACAUCUGCAGGUGAUGACGAGCUGCCGCUCAAGGUCACGGGUAUGACAGAAAGUGGCAUCCAUCUAGACUGGUCUUCCUACAUAGAGAACACUGAUGUGGCAUUUUACAAGAUCCAGUGGAGCAGUGUUGCUCAGCCAACUCAACGAGAAGUUCGUCUCUCAACCAGAGACGUCAGCUGUGUGAUAAACAAGUGCCUUCCAGGGACAACUCACUUUGUCCGUCUCGUAGCCUUUGAUGAAGAUGGUCAGAUUAUUGAGAAGUCCAAACAGCUGACAGUUCAGACAUCUGCUCCUCCUGAUCCCCCUAUUCUGUCUGUCAGAGCAUGCAACUUUCGGUACAUUGCCGUUCAGUGGGAGAAGCCAACUACAUAUGGCGAUGCAUUGAUCACUGGUUACAAGGUAUAUGUCAAUGGAAUCGUGGAGGCUGUCCUGAGUGCAGAUGCACUGAGCUUUACUUUCACUCAGGGAAAGUGGUGCCAGGAGUACUCCUUCCAGGUUCAGGCACUAACAGCAGGAGAUCAUCUCAACAGCAAGCCAUCUGAACCUCUAAUACUGACUUGGCCUGGAACUCUUGCCCCACAACUUCACCGUGUACCUGCUGUUAGCAGUUCAUCCCUGCGUGUCACCUGGGAUAACCCCUACCUGACUGAAGGCGUCAAAAUUAAGCACUUCAAGUUAUGCUGUGUGGAGGAAGAUACAGAAAAACUGGUCCAAAGCAUUGGUCCCAUUCAUCCAGAUACUCGUGAGGCAGAGUUCAAACAUCUAAAGAAGGGCAACUAUUUGGUGUAUUUGGAAAUCCAUCUUUAUGGAACAGGAGAAGUAGUACAAUCUGAAGCCCUCCGCAUGCAGCCCGCUGUGUCCCCUGACCCUCCCCAGAUCAGUGUGACAGUUGUGGGGCUGGAAGAGCGGCGACAGCUGGAGAAGCUUGCAUGUGACCUUGCCAACAAACGUGACAGAUUGAUACGCACUGUUGGUCACAAGUUGAAGCGAAUUGGUGCACUGAUGCAUCCCUUCAGAGCUGAGAAGGAUGAGGACGUCCUGAUGGGUGCACAUGCACUGACAGGUGUGGAGGAAUUGCUGGAGACAUGUUUCACAGCAAUGGAGAACUACACAGGUCAGCUGAUAGCACAUGUGAGCUGGCAGUGCCCGCAGUCCAAAGAGGAUGUGCAUCUGGCUGGCUUCAAGGUGUUAGUGGAUGGCAAACAGUAUGGCAGCAGCAUGCAUGCAGGUGUGCGGUCUGUGCGGCUUCAGCUUGGACUAGAAGAACCUAGCUACAGACUGAGCAUGGUUUCUCUCAGUGACAAGCCUCAGGGCACAAGCGUUGAAUCAGAAGUUGUGGAGCUGUUAUCUGCCCCUUUCAAACCAUAUGCCUACUAUUGCUACCAUAACAUCCAUUCAAAGGGAACAAAAUGGCCUUCCCAGGGAUGCUGCAAGUACCAGGACUCGCUUGCCUAUGAGAGGAAAGUAGGGAAAAAGCUGGCCAAUCAGGGCUUGCUGUCCAAGCAUGUGCCUCCUCCUGCCUGCAGCCAGCUGGACAUUUUCACUGGUGAUUACAAGUCUCUCAUGAAUGGCCAUCGGUCCCAGUGUCCCACUAUACUGCUGUUUUGGACACCAUGGUGUCUCUCAUCGCAAAAAAUUAUGGACUACUAUGUUCGGUUUGCUCGUGAGUCAUCAAAAGAAUUCAAUUUUGUUGCUGUGUCCUGUGGUGUGUCUGCAACAACAGCAGAUGAUCGUCAAGCUCUGGUUCAUCAGCUAACAUCCAAUGGCUGGCGAGAAGAUGGCAUCAUCUGGCACUGCACCAGUGAGUGCGCCUCCAAUGUGCAUCGUGCCCAGAGCACCAUCAACCACACUACCAACAGUGUGCGAGCAGAGCAUGACCAAUUUAGUGAGAAGUACAUGGACUUGACCGAGCUGUUGGGAAUUGCUGGGGUCCCGACUUUUCUCUUUAUCCACCCAGAAGGAUACAUAUCCUGGCAUGGGCGAUACAGCUCCUUUGACUACUCAUCCUUCAGUGCCUUCCUUCGACACACCAACAGUGAGGUCAUACAACAUCCAUGUCCGGUCUUUAAUUGUGAUUGCUGCAAGAAUGAUAUGAGCAUUGAUGAGGACCUGAUCUCUGUCCUACUACCAGAGAAGACAAGGACUCAGCCUCUAGCAUUUGCCUCCAGAGCAUCAUUUGAGAGCUGUGAAUCAAACCUGGCUUCUGUAGACAGUCCUCGGCCAGAUUUCAAAUAUGUGGCCAUUAAUGGCGUUACAGAGAAUGCCAACAGCACUGAGAAGAUUUUCGUAACACGCAAGUCAAGUCCCCGUCGAAAACCCAAGCUGUCCAUUAACAGGCGGCCAUAUUCUGCAUCAGCAGCUCCCCCACAGGUGCAGAGCAGUCCAUACCUUGCAAAGGUUGUGAAUGCAUCCUCACCUCCCACUCGGUCACGUAGCCGACCUGUCAGUGCCAAACUAGUACACUACAUGUGAUCCUUGGACAUUUAACAGUGGGAGCAGCUAUUUGUCUUAGAAUUGAGACUUCACAAGGACAGGAGUAGUGAGGGUUUACAUUUAGUGUCAAAUAUCAAACUCAUCUGAGAAUGACUGGUGGCUAGUUUCUCCAUUCAAUUGACUAUUAAAGGUACAUUGAUAAUACCAUUUUCACCUGCAAGUGUCAGCAGAACAUUUUCGGCAUAAAAUAACAAUAUUUUACAAUACAGCUUGUACUGCUGCAUUUAAAGCAAGCCCCUUUUUGUGGUGCUACAUCUUUAUUUUCAAUUUUUUUUUCCAUGUGUUACCAUUUAAAUAACUGGUACAUUUGUAUUUAUUUCUUUAUAAUUUAAAAGUUAAAGCUUUUCACAAAAUAAUCUUAUAUGUAUGGGCUGACUUUGGGCUUCUGAAAACUGAUUUUUCCUAUGGUUGUCAUUGCAGAAUGGAAUAAUUGUUUGCUUUUAACACUGUGCCAGCAACUAGGGCUAUAUCACGGCAAGAAAAAUGGAAUAAGACUGUAUUCAGUCAGUGUUUAUGUUCUGAGUUAUUGUCAAACAUAACAACAGUUGCUUUGUACCACAACAGGCAUGUACAUGCAUAGUUGGAUCAAGAACUGUCAUUAUCCAGGCAAAAUCUUGUAGACAAGUUUUUAUUUUCUCAUAAGGACCUUUGUUACAGCAUUUGUGAAAUCUGCUCAAAUGACCAUGCCGUAACGAUGAAAAAUAUUUCUAGAAAUCUGGAUUUAAUGGCAAAUGGAAUGUGUACAUGAUUGUGAUGCAUACAUCAUCUGGGUGAUCUUAUUUUUAAUUACAAGCAAAUAGUUUUCAGUAUUAUUUCAUGUCUGUGAUAAAUUUUUGAUUUGUUUAUUCUUAUUUAUAGUGUACAUAAACAGUGGAGAAAAAAAUCAAAAAAGUCUGAUUUUGUACUGAUAUAAACUAUUUGCACCAUGUACAUUCUGUGUCCAGAAAAAAGACUUUUGCUAACUUUCAGAAAGAGGUAAAGAACAUAAUUUGGGAUUAUUACCCAUUAUACUCAAAAUAACCUCCUUUUUAAUAGCUGUUCUCAUUAUGAUAAUGUGAACAAAAUCAUUAAAGAAGACUAUUUGCUCUUCCAUAUUCUUACACUUUUGGAAAAUGACAGUGAACUCAACAUAUUGACCUCUUACUGCUCGGCUAUGCAACACAAGAAUAUGUUUGUUGACGAUAUGCAUUACAUGGAGGGUGGGUAUAGUUUACUAGACCUGUGACAGCUCUGUUGAAAGAGGCCUGACAGCUUGAAGACAAGUCACAGAAAGGAAAGACUAGGGAUGGGAUAGAAGAAUGAUUAGUAACAGCCUCAGCUUUUUUUGUGGAUUCCUCCUGCUAGCUUUCUAUUCUUGGAGGCGGUAAUUUAAAUGCUUCUGAGUUUUCUGCAAGUUGGGGGAAUGCACUGUAAAAGUAUUAUUAUUAUUGUGGAGACAGAAUCUAUAGCAUAAUUCUUUUACCGUUUUUACAUCCAGAAAUCCUUAAAGGUUACGUGGGAAAAACCAAACAAUAUAGUGCUUGUUUCUUUAAUAUCUUAAAUUUUGGUUUCGUUGGAAAUCUAUUUAACCCAGGCAGAUGUAAUUUAUUUUAUUUACAAUAAACUUUUAUAUAGAAAAACAUGCAGAUAUUGUUGACAUUUCUGUAAAACUGUGGGGCAGGUCUAGAAACUUCAGGCCACAUAAAUAGUGAUGAAUAGGAAGGAAGUGUAGGAAGAGACAAUGUGUCAACUUUUAAGCUCAACCUUUAACCUGGCAUGUGUCAGCAGUCAUAAUACAGCACUGUGCUGGGGAACAGUCAUGGUUCCAAGCUUCUUGAUACAGCAACAAUUAGGAAAGGCACUUCUGUCAUAAUUUGUUGAAAGCAGUGUGUCAUAACUGCCCCCGAAACAAUGCAAAAUUGUCUGAAAAUAGAUGAUGUGUAUUUUAAAGGGGACAUAUUAUUGCCCAUGAGAAUAAUUUUGCUUUGUUUCUUGUUUGGUGUCCUGUUCAGGGUGUAGUCCUGCUAUAUUUUGUUGAAAGCUGUGAUACUGCACUGGUGCCACUUGCAGAUAUUUCAAGAGACCUGCAUUCCAUAUUUCUGUGAUAGAGCAAGUUGGAAUGAACACUUUUUUAGGGGUGAAGGUGGGGGUAGGAGCUCCAGAUUGUAGAUCUGAAAUUUUUGUUACUUGUAUACAGUAUAUCCAGAUUCAAGACCAUGAUUUUUUAAAACUUAAAUUUCGGAAGACAAUUUUGAAUUUAUGAAAAGAUUAUGGUGAUAUAAGCUUGAAAACAUUCAAUAACAAUAAAGUUAAUAAUUUGCAAACUUUCUCUCUUGUUGGCUGUUUAAGAAAAGUGUGAGUCUUUACGUGUUCACCUUGUGAUGUAAACGACAAAUGAUACUUUAGCAUACUUACUAUUUACUGCUCCUGUGUAGGUCCUAUUAAAAAAGGACUGCACCCAUAUGCCCACUCAAAUUAUCACAAGCAACUCUGGACUCUUAAUUUAAAAGUUAAAUGUUGCAGAAUUCUAUUGCUCUUGGUCUCUAUUUAUCUGAACCUUUACUUGGAUCUGCUUGUGUCUAUUGAACUCCUACUGCAGACAGCCUGAUAUUUCUCCCAUUACAGCUUUCAAAUUUAGGAAAGGGACAAAACAUGCAAAUCUCACCACAAAAAGACUACAAAUGCUCAGAAAACUGCUGAUACAGUUUACUAAAUGUGUAAGAGCAAUGCAAAUUAACAGAAGACAGUAAUAUUCUCUUUUCACAACUGUCUUCUCUUUCCCUUUCAAACUCAACUGCAUCCUCCCUUUCACACACACACAUGACCACUAAGAUCUCUAAUAUCAAAGCACUUAUACAAAAAGUAAAAAAAAACAAAUGUACACAGAUGAAAAACUGUUUAGCACUACUGCAACUUGCCUGUACUGGGCACAGAACAGUAUGCAAAGUAACCCUAACCCUAACCUAGCCCUGGAACCUCAAAAGGAGCUCCAACUACAAUAAGUGAAACAGAUGUCUAAAGCACAGCAAAUAACAGCUAAAAUCAAUAAACAAACUCUGCAUAUGAAAAGUAGAUAAAGCUUGCUGGACCAAAGUGAGAGGAAGAGAAAGUUAUUACAGAAGGUAUUCACUGAUCAAAGGUGUAUUAGCUCAUCUUUUAAUUUAAAGAUAAAUGAAAUGUCAUAGACAUUCCAAAAGUGGAGAGAACAUAACAAUAAAAUAAGGAAGUGAAGUAAAAAAGAAAAAAA